GGUUUGUGAUAUGGAAAUUCGGUAUAGACUGCUGAUUUUUAUUUUUAGUAUAAAAAGACGUGACAACCAGUGAGGGGUAUGUCAGUUAGCUCUUCACUUUUCAUUUGAACAGUGUGAAAUACCCUUCUCUAAGCUUUACAAUGAGUUUGCUUAAAGUUGCUGUUUUCGCCGCACUAGCGCUGUGUGCUAGCGCCGAGCCUAAACCAAACCCGGGAGUACUGGCCGCCCCAGUGGCAUACUCAGCUCCUUUGGUCCAGGCCCCAUUCUACGCUAGAGCAUUUGGUGCUCCACUCGCUUACACUGCUCCAGUUGCUGCUGCUUACGCCGCUCCAGUGGCCGCUGCUUACACUGCUCCAGUGGUUGCUAAGACCUUUGCCGCUCCAGUCGCUGCUGCUUACACUGCUCCAGUUGCCGCUGCCUACACUGCACCAGUCCUUGCUGCCCGUGCUGCCCCAGUAGUUGCCGCUGCUGCUCCAGUUGUCGCUGCUCGUGCUGCUCCACUUGUCGCUGCCGCUGCUCCAGUUGUUGCUGCCCGAGCUGCUCCAGUUGUCGCUGCCCCACUUCAGGCUGAGUUUACCGAUGCUUACCCACAGUACCAGUAUGCUUACAACGUUCAGGAUACCCUCACCGGUGACUCCAAGACCCAGGAAGAAACUCGCGAUGGAGAUGUUGUCAAGGGAUCUUACUCCCUGAUCGAACCUGAUGGCAGCCGUCGUAUCGUCAACUACUACGCUGACCCAAUCAACGGAUUCAACGCCGUUGUGCAGAAGGAUAUCCCAGUUGCCGUUGCUACCCCAGCCGUCGCUGUUGCAGCCAAGACCGUUGUAGCCCCAGCUGUUGCCGCCAAGAUCGUUGUUUAAGCAAAUAGCAAAUCUCCGUUCUAGCGAGGAUCAGGAUCUGUCUGAAUAUGCUGUGUAUAUAGGACCAAUUCCCGAGUGUAAAUAGUCAUUAGGACUCCACUGUCAUCAUUUGUUGUGCGACUUUAAGCAAUCACUCAUCUGUACAUAAUUUCCACUGUUGAAAACAUUGUUGCUGCUAGACAUGCACAUUGUACAGUUUCGUUUUAGGUAAUAAAAACAAAAUUGCAAUGAUUAUUUUAUAAAACAAA
This is a messenger RNA of Armigeres subalbatus, 1108 nucleotides long. RefSeq names its product cuticle protein 21 (gene Cpr64Ad). Gene Ontology annotation, cellular component: extracellular matrix. The record is from RefSeq and is a predicted model, not a curated record. NCBI's taxonomy places the organism in Eukaryota, Metazoa, Arthropoda, Insecta, Diptera, Culicidae. The transcript has 2 exons. The coding region runs from base 141 to 860 and encodes 239 amino acids.